Clavispora lusitaniae ATCC 42720 is the source of this 1698-nucleotide messenger RNA. RefSeq lists its product as uncharacterized. Gene Ontology annotation, biological process: termination of RNA polymerase II transcription. Gene Ontology annotation, molecular function: RNA polymerase II complex binding; mRNA binding. Lineage: Eukaryota; Fungi; Ascomycota; Pichiomycetes; Serinales; Metschnikowiaceae. The record is from RefSeq and is a predicted model, not a curated record. Gene Ontology annotation, cellular component: cytoplasm; mRNA cleavage factor complex.
AUGGUUAUCUGUCCACGUGAUAUAUAUCACGUGUGUGCCACUACACCAUCGCCCUUCUCACACUUCCUUCCAACCAUGGUCUUUUCUCCACUUGUCGAGGACUACGCAACGUCGCUCAAAGAGCUCACGUUCAACUCGCGUCCCAUAAUUGUCAAUCUCACCACCAUCGCCAAGGAAAAUACCGAUGAGGCCGACGGAAUUCUCGCAGCCAUUACCCAUCGCAUCUACCAUUGCAUUCCCGAACACAAGCUUUUCGCUCUUUACUUGCUUGAUCUGAUCUGCAAAACCGUCGGCGCCCCCUACAAUGUGCUUAUUGGCGACGACAUCUUCAAGCUUUUCUCGCAUGUGUAUUUGUUGGUGGACACGCCGACCAGGGCCCGUCUAGUUAAGAUGUUUGAUCUGUGGCGGGUAUUCCGAGUCAAGGGCGGCGCGUUGCCCCUUUUCCCCCUGGCGGAAAUGGAGCGCAUCGAAGCGUUUUUGCAGCAGGCUGGCUUUCGGCGCGCCCCCGCAGGGCCUACGGCUGCGCUGUUGGUGGCGGACAUCGACGCGCUUUUGCCCGCCAUGGAGCGCCGUCUGCGCGCGGGGGGCGACCAGGCGCUUGCGGAACGGUGUGCGGCGCUUGCCGACUUGCGCGCCCUCUUACAGAGCCAGGCUCUUGGGCCAGCAGACUUGGCUGGGGUGCUGCAGAAAUUGGCGCUGAUGAAGCAGCAGGAGCAGAACCAACAGAACCUCGAGACUCAGGCCCACCAGCAGCUGAUGCUGCAAAACCAGGGCCUGCUGUUCCAGCCACAAACGCCAAUCACGCAGCCACAGACACCCUUGCCGCAAACGCCGUCAACAUUGCCGCCAACGCCACAGACGCUUCCAGCACAAUCUCUUGCACCUUCGCUUACACAAACGCCGGUUCCGACCGAGCUGAAGGCCCGUGUGCUUUUCGGCGAAUUACUUGCUUCGGGCUUAGUGGCUGUGGACCAGUCACUCAAGCCAGGCUCUCGGCCAGUGUACUCGCUUGUUUUUCCCCGCCACAAGUACCUGGGCGCACCGGCCACCAAUGCUCUUGAGCAGCUCUUGCUAGAUGCCAGUGGCCAGUCUCAGUAUGUCCAGAUCAAGGUCAAAGAGCUUUCUAAAGUGCAAAAGGCUGCGGCUCCGCUCCAGCGGUUUGUUGCUUCGGGCGACCUUGACAUGCUGACCCUCCAGGUCUUAUACGAGACAAAACUGUCCAAGUGCGCCCAGUGCGGCAAGCGCUUUACUGGCGAUGACGAUGGUGCCGCUCGCAAACGCGUGCAUUUGGACUGGCACUUCCGUAUUAACAAGCGCCUGACCAACCACAAGGCCAACAUUCAAUCGCGCACGUGGUAUAUUUCACAAGACGAGUGGGUGCAUUUUGACGAGUCCUCACUUUCGGAACAGGCGGCUGCGCCUGUGGCUCGUGCUGAGACUGCUGCUGCUGCUCCAACCCGUGCUCAGUACGUUGUUGUGCCUCCGAGCGAGACAAACAUGAACAACACGUGUAUUGUGUGUCGUGAGCAGGUCAAGGCAACAUACAAUGAUGCACUAGGCGAGUGGGUAUGGGACGCGUGUGUAUACGCUCCGGGAACGAAGACGGGUCGGAAGAUUGCCCACGCAGCAUGUUUGGAGGAGACGAGCAGGAAGCGUGGCCCUGACGGUCUACCAGAAGCUAAGAGGGUGCGGGUGUGA